Messenger RNA from Ceratotherium simum simum (southern white rhinoceros), 1353 nucleotides. RefSeq names its product chromosome 2 C1orf105 homolog (gene C2H1orf105). NCBI's taxonomy places the organism in Eukaryota, Metazoa, Chordata, Mammalia, Perissodactyla, Rhinocerotidae. The record is from RefSeq and is a predicted model, not a curated record.
AUGUCCCCGGGGGCGCCCGACUCACCCUCCCGGGCCUCCCCCGCCCGCCGCCGCCCCUCACCCAGCCUUGGGCCUGCGGGGGAUGGCAGCGGAGGAGGCCCGGAAACACUGACUCGCACUCGUAACCCACCUGCCGCGAGUUCCCAAGGGUGCGCGGCCGGGACAGGGCGGCCGCCCGCCACCUUCCCCAUCCGGGGCGCCGGGGUCGCGACGGCGGCCGAGCACUUCCGGGUCCGCCGCAACCUCCGCGGCAAGAGCGCCCUUCCCCGUCCGGCGGGCCCGGGGGUUGGCUGCUGCCCUCUGCUGGCUGCUCCGAGCACCUCCCGGCUCCUCUCCCGCGGACGGAACGCCCGGACCCUGGGAAAGCAAAUCACCUGCAGAAAGACGAAAGCGGGCAUCCGGAGGGCAGAGAUAGAGGCCGGGCUGCCUUCUGUUCCAAAAUUUGACAAGAUUCCUUGGUUUAGUGAGGCCAGCCUCGUCAACAAGCCAUUAGUGCUCAGCCUCCCCAAAAGAUCUCCUCAUGCCUCUGCCACUUUUCUGGUUUCAUCCAAGAAGGAUAUGAAUUUGCCAAUUUUGUUUCAAGUUCCAGAUGUCUUAUCUAAGGUCAGCAGGAACCAGAGUGACCCCGUGCUGAUCAGAAACAAGCAGCUGUGCUCCACAUGUCGAGAAAUAAAAAUGAUACAACCAAGAACUAUGAUAGUCCCAGGUGAUCUGAAACUAUCCUUUAAAAAUUUUAUGAGUCGUAGAAUGAUGAGUCUUCAUCCACCAAAAGCCCAGACUGUGUCUAAACCUUCCCGUGGUGACAUUCCAACAGAGAGCAUUCACUACAGACUGCCCAUUCUGGGCCCCAGGACAGCUGUCUUCCAUGGAACGCUGUCGGAUGCCUACAAAACUCUGCAGGAGACACAACUCUCUUACUUGUCCGGAAAGAAGCCAAUGGACAAGACAAUGAGGCAGUGAGUGGUCGGAGCUCAUCACCUUCCAGACUCGCAGAGAGAAAACAACCUCUCGAAGCCAGUUUCUGACACUAAUGCCUUCUCAUAAUUUCCUCCUAUCGCCAAAAAGAUGACUCCAUUUUGCCUUCCUAAGAGUUGCUAGAAUUCUAGCCCUUGCCACUGUCUUCUCACUUGCUUCUCCUAAAGACAAAAUGGAUUAAUUUACAUCAUUAUAAAGACUUAUUGAUUACAAUGGAACAUUUUGAGUGUCAAUCAUUUAAUUUUGUUAAAGAUUCUCAGUUGUGUUAUAAUAGAUAACAUCCUGCUGUUUCUACGACGUGAAUUUUCUGUGAAAAUUAUUUCAGCUCUUCCCUCAGAGCAGGGGCCAGAGACGACUCCAGGAGGUCCCUCACGAAUU